Molecule: messenger RNA, 428 nt
Organism: Micromonas commoda
Lineage: Eukaryota; Viridiplantae; Chlorophyta; Mamiellophyceae; Mamiellales; Mamiellaceae
Product: nadh-ubiquinone oxidoreductase
Exons: 3
Coding region: 76-384 (102 amino acids)
Source: RefSeq, a predicted model, not a curated record
CCGAGGAACCCUCGCCCACUGCACCCGCACCCCGCGCGGUUAGAUAGAUCGGUCCGUUCUCAGAGAAAUCCACCGAUGGCGAAGCAAUUCUACGGAGAGGCUGCCAACUUCCCGGGGGCGCCCGAGAACUUCGACCCGUCCGACCCACUCGCUGACAAGGUCGCGGCCAUCGCUCAGAGAGAGCACGUGGUUCGCGAGAAGAUGGUGAAGAUCGAGACCGCCAAGCUGCUUCGCGAGCGAGUUCAGGAGUGCUACAAGAUGGAGGGCGUGAACCAUUACCAGAACUGCAAGGAGGAGGUGAAGGCGUAUCUCGAGUCCAUCAAGAACGUCGGUGUGCAUCGUUCGAACAUCGGGCCGAACGACAAGGCGAUCGACCAGCAAUAGGCGUCUAUCAGAGUCGCUGUGUAAAACAACUGUCUGUCAAAAAA